Molecule: messenger RNA, 1931 nt
Organism: Aplosporella prunicola CBS 121167
Lineage: Eukaryota; Fungi; Ascomycota; Dothideomycetes; Botryosphaeriales; Aplosporellaceae
Exons: 2
Coding region: 137-1789 (550 amino acids)
Source: RefSeq, a predicted model, not a curated record
GAGCCGGGUAAGCCCACGUGAUACAAGUGAGUUACCCCGCUCGAGGCUGAAGAGAGCUGGAAAAGCGUGGCGAGGUGGAUCCCAAUACCUUACCAAAUUUAAGGCUUUCAACAAUUAACUUAUUCUGUCAAAAACCAUGUCUGGAUUCGAAGUGAUCGGAGUGUUAUUAGGAGCAUGGCCUCUCCUAGUUCAGGGACUAAUCUCUUAUAAAGAAAGGGCAGAUAUGUUGUUAAAGCAUGAAGAGACGAUGAACGGCUUCAUCUGGAAACUUCGAGUCGAACACACAGUAUUCCGGUCAUCCUGCGAAAGACUCAUAGAUGGUCUUGCCGAGGAUGCUGAUUUGGAAGGCCUUCUAACCAAUCCGAAUGUUGAAGCAUGGAAAAACUCACUACGUCAGGGCCUUGAUAAAAAGUUGAAGAGCAGGCUUGGCCAUAGCCUCGAGGAUUGUUGGGAGGCAUUGUUCCGACUAGCGAUAAACAUCGAGAAAUUGAUGACUUUGGCUGGCUUGGGUGAGCAAGAUAAGUCAAUUCGAGACAGCUUAUCCAAAUAUCAAAAGAAGUCGAAGCGGCGUGAAGAGAUGUGGCGCAAGCUCAAGGAUUGCAUAUCUUAUGAUAAGCAAAACCGACUGCUAAAAGAAAUUGAGGGAGACAAUGGCCGCCUCGGUCGCUUAUUGCCUAUCACACUCGGUCAGGAAUUCGAUAAAGCCUCCAGGCCACGAAAGGCAGAUAUCCGCCGGUGCGAAUAUAUCAGACGGUCAGCGAAGAGUCUGUAUUGCGCUCUUUGCUCUGGUUGGCUGUGUCAGUGCCAACAUGCCCAUUCUGCUCAUUUGCGUUUGGAGGACAACAUCUCAAAGGCUGAACGCCCCCGGUUCCGUAUAGCCUUCUCUUACGGAUUGAAUCCAACCGGCAGCAUACCGACGAGUUGGACCUGGCAAGAGACUGAAGUUGAGGAAGGCGAGGACGAACCCACACCAUCGCUAGUGCCCUUUCGACCGACAGUCGCGCUUCAGACAUCUGCAUCAACCAACCAAGAGAUUUUCUGCCUCUGCAGCGCCUUAAAAAAGAACAAAAAUCUAAAUACUGCGUCAUCAUGCCUGGGGUACAUCAGUGGGACCCAACGAAAACAUUACGUCCAUCUGGCCAGGUCUUCUCCAUCUGCUUGUACUUAUGGAAAGCCUGUUUCGCUCCAUGAAAUUCUCUCUACCAGCAGCAAUAGCAGCAGCAAUAUUUCAUCACCGACGUCUCACAGUAUCAGCUUUCAUGAUAAAUUGGGCCUGGCUGUUCUGCUGGCGUCGUCGUUGCUCCAGUUUCAGUCUUCUUCUCCUUCCUGGAUCGAGCCGCAAUGGACAUCUCAAGACGUUCAGUUCAUUCCCAACGCUUCCAAUACGCUGUUGGACAAAUGCGCGUACAUUUCCAAGACAUUUCUUACUCCCAAAAAGGCCGCUCAAACUUGCCCUAUUGUCAGUGAUGGCAUAUCCAGCCGUAAACUGUUUAUCAGGAGCGAAGCUGUGUUUGCUCUCGGGACAACGCUCGUAGAGCUUGCCAUCGAAGCAACGCUUGGUUCGGUACAGACCGAUCAUGAGCGGGCCCAAUCAGAUAUAUCGGACCUCUAUACUGCACUGCGUCUUGCGAAAGAAACGGAGCAAGUAAAUGUCCCCAAAUGGAACGCCGUCGUCAAGCGAUGUCUACGAUGUGAAUUCCAGGCAUCACCAGACUUCGAGAAUAAGGCUUUCCGACGAGAGUUCCAUGAUAGCAUCGUGGCCCCUCUGCGGGAUAUUUACGAAGGUUAAAGCCUGAAUACCGAGGUAGCAUUACUCACCAGCAUGUGAACAAGUAUGCAUGGACCAAGUCAUAAUUGGAUGUACAGGACGAAACCCAGUCGAGACUGUACGAAUGGCUCCUUAUGUAUCCAAGGAUGCCUAUAUAAAUUUG